AUGGCCCGUCCUGGUCUCCUCUACGUCACCAUGCAACCCCGGCCGGAUCUCCCCGCGGCCCAGUUCCAUGACUGGUACAACAACGAGCAUGGCCCUCUCCGUCUGCGUCUGUCCUACGUUACCAAUGGGUUCCGCUACCGCGCAAUUGAUCUCAAUGGUCCCAAGAGCACCCAGGGACAGGAUCUUCCUGAGUGGCUGGCUCUCUACGAUCUCACAGACAUCGACCAACUCACGCGCGAUCCGGCCUACUUGUCCAUGCGUACUGACGAGGUCAAAACACAGCGUGAAAAGGAUACCAUGGCCCAGAUCACCGUCGAUCGCGGCAUUUACCAGCUUGAUAACGAGAGACGAUCAGAUGCAUUCGUCCCGCUGGAAGAACAGAGCGAUGCCACUUCAGCGGGGAAAGUACUCGUCUCUAUCUCCAUCAGAGCGGACCAGAGCCGGAAGACGGAUCUGGAGAACUGGUAUGAACAGGAACAUGCUCCUCUGCUCUCCAAAGUAUCUGGAUGGCAUCGGACGCGUCUAUUCAGCACUGUGGCUAUGGGCUCCGACGCGGGCCCCGUUGUAUUCCUCAUCCUGCAUGAGUUCACGGCCGCUGACGGCUUGAAUUCUGCAGAGUAUCAGAAUGCCAUGAACAUCUCUUGGUCCAAGAGGACCACGGCCAGCAGCGAUAUCGCCAAAAGCCACGUCCAUCGCACGUACGAAUGGUACUAUACCUUCGGUCCUGCACCGAGGGAGCUCGCAUCCCUGACAGCUCCGUCAGGUACGACGCUUAAAUUCUGGUCUUCGAAUGAUGGGUUAACCAAGACUUCCUCGCAUCCUACUCGUCCGGUCAUUAAGUCUUUCGUCACCACCCCAGAUAGCGUAGAGAUCCCCUAUCGUCUCGAGGGAUCCGGAGACCCCUCAGCUCCAUUGAUCGUUCUGAGCAACUGCAUUCUCGUCGACUGGACUAUCUGGGAUGACUUUGUGGAUGAAUUCCUGUCCGUGAACCCUAACUUCCGCAUCCUUCGCUACCUCACCCGCGGCCGCCAGCGGCAAUGUGGCAAUCAACCCAUCACCAUCGACCUGCUCGCAUCAGACAUAAUCAGCCUCCUUGAUGCUCUGCGAGUCCCGAAAACAGCACUACUAAUCGGCGUCAGCCUGGGCGGGGUGACGGUCCUCAACACCUCACUUUUGCACCCGUCUCGCGUCUCGGCGUUUGUCGCAUGCGACACUAACUCCUCCGCCCCGGAAUCGAACAGGAAAGCUUGGAACGACCGUAUUGCAUUGGCGGAAAAGGAGAGAGCCGUAUCUGCCACGUCAGAACCCAUCGUAGGCUCCCAGCUAGCCGAAGUGACUACCCGUCGCUGGCUGGUGCCGGAGCAUUACACAAACAAUCCGACUCUGGCAACUAAGAUCGAGAAAAUAGUCGCCGCGAACAGUUUGGAUGGCUUCCGGAGAGGUGCGCAGGCUCUGUGUGCGUAUGAUGUACGUGAACGCAUGGCAUCAGCGACUGUACCCGGCUUGUUCGUUGUGGGUGCCAAUGAUGGGAUCCUGCCGCAGACUAUGAAGCAGAUGGCGGCCGAUUUGGCUGGAGGAGCGCAGGUAAAGGUCAUCGGGGAUGCGGGCCAUCUGCCUAUGGUUGAACAGCCGGAGGCAUUCACGGGGGUCAUCAAUGAAUUUGUUCGUGGGCUUGGGGUGUAG
Molecule: messenger RNA, 1683 nt
Organism: Monascus purpureus
Lineage: Eukaryota; Fungi; Ascomycota; Eurotiomycetes; Eurotiales; Aspergillaceae
Source: the annotation of a GenBank genome assembly